Molecule: messenger RNA, 2079 nt
Organism: Pseudozyma flocculosa PF-1
Lineage: Eukaryota; Fungi; Basidiomycota; Ustilaginomycetes; Ustilaginales; Ustilaginaceae
Exons: 1
Coding region: 1-2079 (692 amino acids)
Source: RefSeq, a predicted model, not a curated record
AUGCGGACGAUCUCCAAGCUUCGCGCUUUCCGUCAUGAUUCGCCUAUGGCCACCGCCCCAUCGCGUCCAUCAAGCCCAGUAAGCGCACGAGAUUCGUCUCGUCUCCAAGGCGUCCAAGCCGGCUUCGAAGGAGCCUUGUCUCCCCAACUUGUGUUGUCGCAUCAAGCUCAAGCAGCGUCACCGUCGCAACUGGUACCACACAAGGUCGAGCGUGUCGACGUCGCGGACAACGACCGGCGCAGCGAGAGAACACGACCGCAGCUGUCAUCCCACCGGUCUGCUGCCAGCCUUGCUUGCGCCUUUCGCCGAGAUCUCAUCGACGCAUGUUACCUGUCUCAGACACCCUUCGUCCCGACGACGUCGUCACCCGAGGUUCCCGCAUCCUCCAAAGGGCGAAGAAGGUCCCACACUGUCACGACUCCCGACCAUCGCAUGCAAAGGGCGUCCCCCAGCGAAUCUAUGUACAGCGUCCCUCUUCGUCCACAAGGCCAAGCUAUGCCUUCCAGCCAGAAUUUCGAUGAUAGCAUCAACACCUCCUCCUCUCCGAAGCAGACACGACCCUCGGUCUUUCGACGCCGACCAGCUGGACUGCGUCUCGGAAGCGCCGACGGCCGAUCAGCAAACAUGAUCUCCGUGACCGAAGGUCUCCCAGCCAAGCCGAACGAAGUCUCUGCCUUUGCCAGACCUCCAACACCGCCGCCAGAGGCACCGCUCACGCCCGGUCGGCGCAUUGCGCGGCGCCUAUCCUCGUUCAAGGACAGGCUGCGGCGCGCCUCUGUCUCCAAGCCCUGUGCCGUCAACCAGCCACCUACACCGGCGACGUCGAAGAGCCUCCCUGUCCAUGCCAUCGUCCGGGAGACGGCACUGCCGUCGCCUCCUCAGUAUGGGCUACUGCACCACCCUGCUAUGGAGGAACGAGCUCCGGCUCCUUGCCGCCUCUCGCCGUCAGCUUCCGUCACGACAGCAUCGACCAGACCCGCUUCUUCUCUCGAGCACCAGCCGUGGCACUCCCCCUCCAUUGGCUCCCUGUCGUUGUCGAGCCGGACCGGGUAUGGAGGUUCUCCCUCUUGCACUCCUGCUAGCAGCGUGAGCGGCCUCGCCAGCAGCCGCAGCAACAGCAGCCAAGGCGGCGGCGGCAGCAGCUCGGGGAGCAGCAGCUGCUGCUGUGUCGGCGGCUCCGAGAGCCAUCCGUGUUUCGCUGCUUGCCUGUCGCCAUUGACAGAGGCGGGCAUGCGGUCCGGGCUUUCUCCGCCCCGGCCUCACGCAAAAAAGGCCCAGGUCAUCAGUGCGGAUACCGGCUUCAAGCGGGAUGACGGCGUGCGGCGAAAGCAUAGGAGCGAUGAGGUCAGGCGAGACUACUCGCAUCUUCGGCCGGCGACCGACGACGGCACCGGCCAGGAGACCUUCAACGCCCAGGCCGUCCAGUCGGACCUGCGCUGGCCAGCCCGGAUGCGAAGGCUCAGCGCAAGCAUGGUCGCCAGCAAGGUUGACAUCGCUGGCCCGCCUCAAAAUGCCACUGCCGCCGCCCCUGCCACCGCCAUCGCCACCGAGACGAGCAUCUGCGACAGCGAGCAGACAAUCGAGGCGCCCAAGAAGCUUCUGUCGCGGCCGAAACCACGACCGCGGCCACUGCACUCGGCCGCCCUCUCCCUCAAGACGCUGCACGAACUCUCUCCGCCUCCGCUACAGCCUAACGCCUUCCAGCCUCCGGUCCCGGUAUCGGUAGCAUCGGACGCGAGAGGGGGAAAACGCUGGACCGACGAGGCCCAAGAGAUUCUCCGACCCCUCUCCUACUGCACCGUGGCGACGACGGCGACGGUAUGCAGCGCGAGGACGGACAUCUCGGCGCCCGCUUCGGCGACGACGAUAGGCUCGCCGUUGUCGUCCGACUUCACCGCCAUGCGAGGCCAGACGGCCGCCGCCGACCUCCUCCCGCCCCUGUCGCCCUUUGCUGCGCGCGCGCCCGCUCGAGCGGCCCGCCAUCGCAUCAAGGACCAGGUGUGGGACACGGGCGACUUUGGCCUACCCUCGUCACCUGUCAUUGCCCCGUCGCCCAGCCCGCCAGCCCUCCAGUCUUGA